AUGGCAGUUGCACGCCUGUCGACUGCAGACAUCGUGUCUUCACUACAAAACGCACUUCAGAAAUUUACGCCACCAAAGCACAUACCAAACUUUUGGAUUAUCGACACCCAAGAAAACUGCCUCGUGCCGGGCAAUUCAGUCGACAAAUAUGUAGCUCUUAGCUAUGUCUGGACGUCUCCACUAGAUACCACCAGUAACCAGACACCUGCACAGAGAUUGAUGCUCCAACGGGACAAGUUAGAUGAUUUCAGAAAGCCUGGAUUUCUAUCUUCCGAGUUAGGGGUGGCUGAAAAACUACCCAAAGUUAUUCGGGACUCACUCUGGGUUGAUUGUCUCUGUAUCCCUCAAAACGACGAGACCACCUGUGACAAUGUCCUAUCGAUGAGGGACAUAUAUUCUGGAGCCCAUUUCACGAUCAUAGCAGCGGCGGAAUCAUCGGGAUUAUACGGGUCGGGAGCUGGUAUUGACAGAGUUAAAAAUAUAGAUGGCCUCCCUGGUGCGGGUAGCCUUCAUGGGGCACUGAUGACAACACACUGGGCCACACGCGGAUGGACGUUUCAGGAACAAAUGCUUUCCACGAGGUCUUUGGUUUUUCUUAAUGAAACGGCAUUCUGGGAUUGUCAGGGUGAUGUGUGGUGGCUCUACAUGGAGCUGAUAUGUCGGUACAAUCAUCGCAAUCUCACAUACGCCCAGGAUGCGCUCCCGGCUAUUUCCGGUGUAUUUGAUGCGUUGACAUACGGGUUUUCGGGAGGCUUCAUCAGUGGACUACCAGCUAUUUUUCUUGACUCCGCUCUUCUUUGGCAGCCUUUCGUCAAGGCGAAGAGGCGAGUUUGUUCUGAGGAGAAACCUGAAUCGUCUCCGCCAUUACCAUCCUGGUCUUGGGCCGGGUGGCAAUGUCUGAUAGACCCAGCAAGCCUAGAGAGCGGUCUAGAUUACGAGAUCCGAGGCGAAACUUCUAGGAGGACUAGGAAGCUUGUUGAUUGGGUUGGCUCGACCACCGUGGCUGACGAGUGCAAGAUACUCGAACCGGGAAUACUAGAGCACUAUAAAGGGUUGCGGGAUAACCCUUCCAAUAAAGAUUUGCCUAAUGGGUGGUCCUACAAAACAGAAGAUACAGACUCUGCGGAAGGAGUAAAGCCGUAUACACCCACAAACAGACCAAACAGCUGGUACUCCCAUGAUUCAGACGCUCAGUCUAUCUUUCGCUACCCCCUGCCAAUGACACAUGUCCCAUCAACCGUCGGAAGCCAAGGGUAUAAACGCUUCCUCUCCUGCACGACAUCGACAGCUACAUUUAACGUCCGGAGAGUUCUAUAUCCUCAUCAGAGGGCGCAGCAAUUGCUUAGUAGCGGUGCCAUGCUUCGUAUUUCCGUCUUAGACACGCAGCUAUACAAGAAUGAGCCCGAAUUCGAGACAUAUUGCCCUGUGAUAACCCUCGAAGACGAACAAGGGCGCUGGGCUGGGUUACUUAGAGUGAUGAAUGAUAAUGAAAAUAUCAAGGCCCAGCAAACAGUCGAACUCAUAGCUAUCUCUCAGGGUAGUUCAAGCUUUAUGGAAGCUGCCGUGGCGUACGAGGAGACGGUUGACAGACUGGCCUGCUACCAGUUCAGGCGCGAUCACUGCCAUUUCGCGCUGACUGAGAGUUUCCAGCAGAAGAUAGCGUAUUUUGGAGAUUCGAGAUCGGAAUGUUAUAAGAGUAUGGAGAAAGAGGCCGACGAGCGGGAUCAGGGGCCCUUUUUUCUCAAAAACAUCAACUGUUAUCACUUCUAUGAUGAGGAGGGGCUACCAAAAGAGUGGCGUCACGAGAAUUAUGAUUUCUACAACGUGCUCUGGGUCGAAAGGAGAGGCGAUUUCAUGGAAAGAAAGGCUGCGGGGCGGGUGCCUAAAGCAAUCUGGGAGCAGAAUCAAGGGGCGCUACAAAGCAUCAAACUCGGUUGA
Messenger RNA from Daldinia decipiens, 1938 nucleotides. RefSeq names its product heterokaryon incompatibility protein-domain-containing protein. Lineage: Eukaryota; Fungi; Ascomycota; Sordariomycetes; Xylariales; Hypoxylaceae. The record is from RefSeq and is a predicted model, not a curated record. The transcript is spliced from 5 exons. Bases 1 to 1938 code for a protein of 645 amino acids.